Messenger RNA from Knipowitschia caucasica, 975 nucleotides. NCBI's taxonomy places the organism in Eukaryota, Metazoa, Chordata, Actinopteri, Gobiiformes, Gobiidae. The record is from the annotation of a GenBank genome assembly.
AUGCAGAGGGUGUCAUACAGAGGGUGUCAUGCAGAGGGUGUCAUGCAGAGGGUGUCAUACAGAGGGUGUCAUGCAGAGGGUGUCAUGCAGAGGGUGUCAUACAGAGGGUGUCAUGCAGAGGGUGUCAUGCAGAGGGUGUCAUGCAGAGGGUGUCAUGCAGAGGGUGUCAUGCAGAGGGUGUCAUACAGAGGGUGUCAUGCAGAGGGUGUCAUACAGAGGGUGUCAUUCAGAGGGUGUCAUGCAGAGGGUGUCAUGCAGAGGGUGUCAUGCAGAGGGUGUCAUGCAGAGGGUGUCAUGAGGGUGUCAUGCAGAGGGUGUCAUGCAGAGGGUGUCAUACAGAGGGUGUCAUACAGAGGGUGUCAUACAGAGGGUGUCAUGCAGAGGGUGUCAUGCAGAGGGUGUCAUACAGAGGGUGUCAUACAGAGGGUGUCAUGCAGAGGGUGCCAUACAGAGGGUGUCAUGCAGAGGGUGUCAUGCAGAGGGUGUCAUGCAGAGGGUGUCAUGAGGGUGUCAUGCAGAGGGUGUCAUGCAGAGGGUGUCAUACAGAGGGUGUCAUACAGAGGGUGUCAUACAGAGGGUGUCAUGCAGAGGGUGUCAUGCAGAGGGUGUCAUACAGAGGGUGUCAUGCAGAGGGUGUCAUACAGAGGGUGUCAUGCAGAGGGUGUCAUACAGAGGGUGUCAUACAGAGGGUGUCAUGCAGAGGGUGUCAUACAGAGGGUGUCAUACAGAGGGUGUCAUGCAGAGGGUGUCAUGCAGAGGGUGUCAUGCAGAGGGUGUCAUGCAGAGGGUGUCAUGCAGAGGGUGUCAUACAGAGGGUGUCAUACAGAGGGUGUCAUGCAGAGGGUGUCAUGCAGAGGGUGUCAUGAGGGUGUCAUACAGAGGGUGUCAUGCAGAGGGUGUCAUGCAGAGGGUGUCAUACAGAGGGUGUCAUACAGAGGGUGUCAUGCAGAGGGUGUCAUGCAGAGGGUGUCAUGA